UCAUGGCUGCUUCCCAGUCAGAAAAGUCGUCUGAUAACGGCUUGGCCGCCGGUUUGGUGGAAAAUUACGCCCCAGACAACGUCGUGCGCCCUCCCAGUCCUCUCGGAGCUACACCGAGACCUCCUCUAAUGAGAGACCGCCAGGGUUUGGCCAAGUCUGCUGCACAAGGCACGGGAAUGGCUCACAGAGAACCAGAAGGAAACCACGGCCAGUCAUCGCGGAAAGAUGACCUCAGUAGGUCUGAAGAAAUGAGCCGGGAAGAGUCUUCCAAAAAUUUCACCAUCCUGGCAUUUAUCUUCCUGUCAUCUUUGGUCGUCUUAGGCCUGGUCUACUGGAACUUCCCAGACCUGAAGGAGGAGGAGAGGGCAGCUGUGAAAUUACCCAGAAACAUUGAGGAUGCCAAAGCCCUAGGGCGUGUGCUGUCAGUUUACAAGGAGGCGUACUAUUAUGAAGUCAUGGCAGGAGUCACCGUCACAUAUAUAUUUUUACAGACAUUUGCCAUCCCGGGAUCCAUUUUCCUCAGCAUUCUGAUAGGCUACAUGUUCCCCUUUCCUCUGGCACUGUUUAUUGUAUGUUUGUGUUCAGCGACCGGUGCCUCUUUCUGUUAUUUAUUGUCGUACCUGGUGGGACGCCGGCUGGUCCUACGCUACAUCCCCGACAGGGUCAAGCAGUGGUCAGCAACGGUGAGCCGUCACCGUGACAACCUGCUGUGGUACAUCAUCUUCCUGCGCAUCACCCCGUUCCUGCCCAACUGGUUCAUCAACAUCACCUCUCCUGUUAUAGACGUGCCUCUCUACCCAUUCUACCUGGGCACCUUUCUAGGUGUGGCCCCGCCCUCCUGUAUAGCGAUCCAGACGGGCACCACGCUGUACCAGCUGACUCACUACGGCGCUGCUGUCUCCUGGAAGUCCAUGAGUUUCCUGGCUGUGUUUGCUGUUCUGUCUCUCCUGCCUACACUCUUCAAGGGGAAGCUAAAAGAAAAGUUUGACUGAUGUUGCAUGCAUGCUCCUGGUAGAUUUUAUAAUAGGUUGAGCUGGAACCUGAAAAUUGGGUUUUUGGCCCUUUAGGCCACACCAAUUUAAUUUGUUGGGUCUCAGAUUUUUUCAGAAAAAAUAUGAAGCGACAGGGCGAAAAAAAUAAAAAACAGG
Messenger RNA from Branchiostoma belcheri (Belcher's lancelet), 1148 nucleotides. RefSeq names its product transmembrane protein 41B-like. Bases 3 to 992 code for a protein of 329 amino acids. Gene Ontology annotation, cellular component: endoplasmic reticulum membrane. NCBI's taxonomy places the organism in Eukaryota, Metazoa, Chordata, Leptocardii, Amphioxiformes, Branchiostomatidae. The transcript is spliced from 7 exons. The record is from RefSeq and is a predicted model, not a curated record.